Messenger RNA from Coregonus clupeaformis (lake whitefish), 1991 nucleotides. RefSeq names its product tripartite motif-containing protein 16-like protein. The transcript is spliced from 7 exons. Lineage: Eukaryota; Metazoa; Chordata; Actinopteri; Salmoniformes; Salmonidae. The record is from RefSeq and is a predicted model, not a curated record. Gene Ontology annotation, molecular function: protein binding; zinc ion binding. The coding region runs from base 193 to 1875 and encodes 560 amino acids.
UACACCUGUUGUAUCCUAUAUGCACGUGGCGAAUAACCACGAUUCAACCACUUCCUAUCAGCUCUCACGAACAUACCAAGAAAUGACAAGGAGUCCCACCUACCUCACUUCACAGAAUCGAAACUCUUGUCUUUCUGGCAGAAAUUAAAGACAGACUUGUUCCAGUCAGUCGGUAUCAGUUUGUUCUCAGAUAUGGCAGUGUCUGGUAUAUCGGUCAGGAUGGCCCACUUCAGCUGUCCACUCUGCCAGGAGGUGCUCAGGACUCCAGCUGCUAUUCCAUGUGGACACACUUUCUGCAUUCUCUGCAUCCAGGACUUCUGGGACAAUGAAGAAAUGCAUGAUCUUUUCUGCAGCUGCCCUGAAUGCCAAUAUACCUUUCACCCAAGGCCUAACCUGAUCAAGAACAUUGCUCUGGCUGAAAUGGUGGAAGCUAUGGAGAAGUCCAGGUGUAGAAAUAAUGUGGGUGCUGUAGGUACACACAGACCUGCUGCAGCCUGCCAGGAGGCAGAGCCAUCGCCCAGUCAGACUCAGGAAAAGGCCAGACCCAUGAAGAGUCCCCGAACCACUACAGUCCCAGAGGCACUGAAGAGCAGAAUAUGUCCUAUACAUGACAGACUACUGGAGGUUUACUGCUGUGAUGAUGAUCAAUGCAUCUGCUUUCUGUGCGCCCUGGUUGAGCACAAAGAACACACCACUUUGUUAGUGAACGAGGGAUGGCGCAGGAAACAGGAACAGCUCCAGGACAUUAAGAAGCAAUCCAAGGAGAGGAUCAAAAAGAGUGAAAAGGAGCAGAAGGACCUGACAGAGAUCAUCAAUAGGAUUAAGGAAAGUGGUAGGGCUGCUGAAGAGCACUGCGAGGGCGUCCUCGCUGGGCUGAUUGACUCCCUCCAGAGGCACUACACCACAGUCAGAGAGCUGAUCAGGGCCCAGGAGACAGCUGUAAUGGCUCAGGCUGAGAGCUCCCUGUGCAACCUGGAGACAUACAUGGCUGACCUGAAGAAGAAGGACACUGAGCUGGCGGAGCUCUCUCAGACAGAUGAUGAUAUCCACUUCCUCCAGAGUUGGCCCUCACUUUCUACCCUCCCAGAGCCCCAUGACUUGUCCAGUGUCUCGACGGAUCCACACCUCCCCUUUGAGGCCAUAAGAACUGCCGUCUCAGAGUUUGGGGAUCGGCUGGAGGCGUUCUGUGAGGAGGAAAUCAAUACAGUGUCUCAAACUGUGGCUGGUAAUGGAGGUUCCCAGUCUCCAGUCAGACCUGAGCAGCUUCCAGUUAUCUGCAGUGCACAGACCCUAGAGCCUACGACCAGACCAGAGUUUCUACAGUAUGCCUGUGAGCUCACUCUUGACCCCAACACUGCCCACAAUGACCUGUCCCUCUCAACGGAUGGCAGAAUGGUGAGGUGGGAUCCUAAAAAGCAGAAGGUGCCAGUCCAACCUCACCCUGAGAGGUUUACAAAACGUCACCAGGUGAUGUGCAGGGAGGGGCUUGAGGCUGAGCGCUGCUACUGGGAGGUGGAGAUGGUUGGGAACAAGGCUGAGAUUGCCCUGGCCUACUGGGGCAUAAACAGAAAAUCACGCUCUAAGACAUCUGCUUUCGGGGGCAGCGACCAAUCCUGGAGCCUCGACUGUUCCAAAGGCUAUUCUGUGUCCCACAACAAUAAAGGUAUUCUACUCAGUGCAACCCCCAGCCAGCACAAAAUAGGGGUUUACCUGAAAUUCAAGGAGGGCACCAUAGCGUUUUAUGAAGUCUCAGAUAGGAUGAAGUUCCUCUACAGAACCCAGAAAUGCACGUUCACUGAACCCCUCUACCCAGGUUUUUGUCUUGGGGACGAGAGUCCCAUCAUACUAUGUAAUCUGAGGCAUAAGAGAUUCUAACCAUGAGAUAGAGAAUAAAACACCCAGGAAGAGUAGGCUGUGGGUAUAAGUUUAAAAAUAAAGCUAUGUAUUUGGAAAGUAUUCAGACCCCUUCACGUUUUCCACAUUUUGUUAAG